AUGAAGGGCUUCAGACAGAGGGUUCAUGAGCAGCUUUCGCGCACAAAAGAUCCCAACAAAUCAAAAUCUAAGAAAGGGGAUUCGAAAGAUGGCACAUCAUCACCUUCGCAAUCCAAUUCGCGGGAAGCGGGACAAUCGCCUGCCGUAACACCCUCAUCUUCGAGUACAACACUUAAUGACUUGCGAAAUAAACCACUGCCGCCAAAUGAUGGUACUUCUUCAGCCGGUCCUACUGCGCAGCCACCUUUGAAUACAGCUCUUAAUACAAUGUCUACUCCGGAUCGAUUCAAUACUGGAGGAGGUUCACCCGGUCCUGCGACGCCGAAUCGUCAUGGAGCACUUCCUCCAAGCGUUGUUAUCAGUCCAAGUGCACCACAUAUCCCUCCCCCAGGUGCCGCAGAGACAAUGCCCCACGAUCUUGCCCCUCCCAAGGCCGGUGCGAAGUCGAUGAUGUUCGACCGGUUACAGACAACCCCAAAGGACGUCCCAGAAGGUAUCCGAACACCGAAGCGACAGCACUCUUCGAGAUUUGAUAUUUCCCCCCUCCGCGAAUUAGAAAAACUACCAGGUUUCCACGAGGUACCACCCAAUCGCCGCCAAGAUCUCUUUAUGCAAAAGAUCGACCAAUGUAAUGUCAUUUUUGAUUUCAACGAUGCAAGUGCGGACAUGAAGUCCAAGGAAAUCAAAAGGCUAGCUCUUCAUGAACUUCUCGAUUACGUCGCCAACAACAGACAAGUCAUCACUGAGGCUAUGUACCCAAAAGUGGUUGAAAUGUUUAGCAAGAAUCUCUUCCGCCCCAUACCGCCUCCUAUGAAUCCUCAGGGCGAAGCAUUCGACCCCGAGGAAGACGAACCGGUUCUGGAAGUCGCGUGGCCGCAUAUUCAGGUCGUAUAUGAAUUCUUCUUGAGGUUUAUUGAGAGUCAAGACUUCAAUACCAAUAUUGCAAAGGCAUACAUAGAUCACAGUUUUGUCUUACAGUUACUUGAGCUCUUUGAUUCUGAAGACCCGCGUGAGCGAGACUUCCUAAAGACAACCCUUCAUAGGAUAUAUGGAAAGUUUCUCAACUUACGCUCAUACAUUAGAAGAUCUAUCAACAACGUAUUUUUCCAGUUUGUCUAUGAGACCGAACGUUUCAACGGCAUUGCUGAGCUAUUGGAGAUACUUGGUUCAAUCAUCAAUGGUUUUGCUCUACCACUGAAGGAGGAGCACAAAUUGUUUUUGACAAGAGUUUUAAUACCAUUACAUAAAGUCAAGAGUUUGAGCAUGUAUCAUCCUCAACUCGCCUACUGCAUUGUUCAAUUUUUAGAAAAGGAUGCAGCAUUAACAGAAGAGGUUGUUUUGGGCUUGCUCCGCUAUUGGCCCAAGGUGAACAGCACAAAAGAAGUGAUGUUUCUCAACGAAGUGGAAGAUAUAUUUGAGGUAAUGGACCCAGCGGAAUUUGCUAAAGUUCAGGAGCCUCUUUUCCAUCAACUGGCGAAAUCAGUUGCCAGUCCUCAUUUCCAAGUGGCCGAGCGUGCGUUAUACUUCUGGAACAACGAGUACUUUUGUAAUCUGGUCAGCGACAAUGUUGAGAUUAUCUUACCAAUUAUGUUUGCACCUCUAUACGAGAACUCCAAAGGACAUUGGAAUAGAACGAUCCACGGCAUGGUUUACAAUGCAAUGAAGCUAUUCAUGGAGAUCAAUCCUCAACUUUUUGAUGAUUGCUCCCAUGAUUACACUGAGCAUCAGAACAAUGCCGAGGCCAGAGAACAAGCUCGAGCAAACAAAUGGAAAGCUCUGGCGGAACAAGCAGGAAGGUCAAAGACGAAUGGAGUCGUCUUACCUACCGGGCCAGCUUCUCCAUCGCGAACCAAAGGAACCCCUUUACGAGGAGAUGAUGUAGAUCCAAUGACAGAGGACAAUCAGAAAAGGCUGGAUUCGUUGAAACUUCAAGAUGGAGAUCGUCGAGAGCGGAGACCCACUCACGAUCGACAAAACUCGAGCAAUAUUAUAUCGGGUCUCGAUUUCGGUUUCGAUACAGAUGCAAAACGAUCAGUGAGCGGCGGCUCUACAACGGCGGUCGUCGGACUCGUCUCUUCAUCGAAGGUAGCUCAAAAGGAUUUGGAUGGCGAACCGGAAACUAGUGAUCAUUCUUUUAUCGACGAUCAGGCUAGUCUCCUCUCUUGA
Messenger RNA from Sclerotinia sclerotiorum 1980 UF-70, 2166 nucleotides. RefSeq lists its product as hypothetical. Gene Ontology annotation, biological process: signal transduction. Bases 1 to 2166 code for a protein of 721 amino acids. The record is from RefSeq and is a predicted model, not a curated record. Gene Ontology annotation, molecular function: protein phosphatase regulator activity. Gene Ontology annotation, cellular component: protein phosphatase type 2A complex. NCBI's taxonomy places the organism in Eukaryota, Fungi, Ascomycota, Leotiomycetes, Helotiales, Sclerotiniaceae. The transcript has 6 exons.